Molecule: messenger RNA, 1696 nt
Organism: Psylliodes chrysocephalus
Lineage: Eukaryota; Metazoa; Arthropoda; Insecta; Coleoptera; Chrysomelidae
Source: the annotation of a GenBank genome assembly
UGUGAAAUAAAGCACAAAAAUGCGUAUUGAAACAUGUUACUUUUGUUCAUCCAGAAUAUACCCUGGCCAUGGGAUACAAUUUGUUAGAAAUGAUUGCAAGAUCUUUAAAUUUUGUCGUUCAAAAUGUCACGCAGCUUUCAAAAAGAAAAAGAAUCCACGUAAAGUCAAAUGGACCAAAGCGUAUAGGAAAACAGUCGGCAAAGAAUUAGCCAUAGACCCAGCAUUUGAGUUCGAAAAGAGGAGACACAUCCCAGUUAAAUAUGACAGAGAAACUUGGACUAAAGCCAUUCAAGCAAUGAAGACGGUAGAAAAAAUCAAACAGAAGAGACAGGGAGCCUAUAUUAUGCAGAGGUUAAGGAAGGGUAGAGAAAUUGAACAGGAAAGAGAUGUCAAAGAAGUGCAAAGAGAUCUUUCCCUAAUCCGAUCUCCUGCUGCUGGUCUUAAACAAAGGAAACAAGAAGAAACUAUUGCUGAAGACAUGCGAUCUAGUGAUGAAGAUAUGGAGGGUAUUGUGGAAGACGGGGGUGAAGUUACAUUAUAAGAUUUAUUGUAGGUUAAGAAGUUAUUAAUCUGUUAUUUAUUUAGAGUGGUUAUUCGGUAUCCAUUUGACUUCAAUUAUAUUCUAUAAAUUUAUAUUUUGUUUCAAUCUCUUUAAUAUACAGCAGAUUUUAGUUGUAUCAUUCACAGCAUAAACUGGAUAAUAUAUCCUAGUAUUUCAGCUCUAGUAUAGUAUGAUAAAUUCAGUUGAAAGUCGAUAAGACCACACUACUGACAUGUUUUUUAAACUUUACUCCCAUUUAGGUAUAUAUGUAAUUUUGAUUUAGAAGUAUGUGGAAAAUGUAUAUAUUUAGUUUAUCCUCUAAACAUUUACAGAGGUGCUACAAGAGGUUGUACAAAAUAACUGGAAAAAGCCUGUAAUAACAAGAUAGGAAAGUCAUGUGUUGGAUACAUCAGAUUUUUGUUUUAAUAAAGUAGUCUUUAAAUGAGAGGGUUCCCACAUUUUUUUUAAAUGUCUCUAGACUGCUGCCUUAUCAUUGCACACAUUUAAAUCUCUCAAUAUUUUCGAAACACAACAUCACGAUGUAUUCCAGUGGUGCGCUUAUAAAUAUAAUUUUAUAUUAGAAAAUCUUCACAUUUUUGCUUUUCAUGAGAGGAGUGGUUUUGCUCUUAAAAUAAUAGAAUUCAGAAACCACAUUUAAACAGGACAAUAAAUAAUACAGGCUGUGAAGUGCUGCCAUUUAUUAACAAAAAAUAGAAGUACAUAAAAAAAAAUAUGAAAUCUAUCAAAUUUCCUUCCCUAUUUGUUCUUUUCUCCGUCCGAAUUAUUUAGGUCAUUUGGCAGUUAGAUUGCAUUUGAUUAAACCAGUGGCGUAGCCACGGGGGGUCAGAACCCCUCCUCAUUGAGGGCCUUCGCUUCGCCGUUUCCGCUAUCUUAUUGGCGCUGAUCGCUAUUACCUGUUUGUUAACACCCCCAUAGUUCUCAGAAACCCCUCCCAUGAAAAAUUUCUGGCUACGCCACAGGAUUAAGCAAAGAAAAUAGCAAUUUUUUAAAUAAAAUUUUUGUUUUACAAAAAUCCUAAAAUAUAUGUUAUUACGAUACAACAGAAAAACACAGUGCAUAUAAAAUAAACAUACUACUAGAAAAAUUGUCAUGAAUAAAAUUUCUGCAUAUUUGAACUAUCUAGCAGCAAAGAUA